Entrophospora candida is the source of this 1257-nucleotide messenger RNA. The record is from the annotation of a GenBank genome assembly. Lineage: Eukaryota; Fungi; Glomeromycota; Glomeromycetes; Entrophosporales; Entrophosporaceae.
AUGAAUGUUAUAUUUAACAUGUAUCGAAGAAGAGCUGCAGUAACACAUAAAUUGUUAAUCAAAAGAAUCAACAAUAAUCCAAUUUUACCUAGGCUUCCGCUGAUACAAGAUAGUUUAAAACAUUGUUCGAUCACGACUGCCUCUUCAAGUCAACAACAGAAUGAUAUUUUUGCAUUUAACAAAUUAUUGUAUGAUUGCGCAAUAUCUAAACAACCAGAUGAAGCUGAAAAAGUAAUAGAAAUGAUGAAGAAUGCCAAUGUAUUUCCUACACUCCACACGUACGAACAUCUUUUAAAUCUUUAUGCAAAUGUUGCAUAUGCAUCAAACAAAAAAACGGUUGAUGCAUUUGAAGUAUUAAAUGAUUUAAAAAAUACAGGGAAUAUACCAAAUCAGUAUUGUGCUGAUACUGGUGAUUAUAAUCGAGCUUGGUCAAUAUUUGAACGUUUGUGUUCAGAGAUUGGUGAGCCUGAUAAACAAAAGGAUGCAGGAAAGGCGUUGCAAUUGUAUGACGAAAUGUUGGAGAAAAAAUUACAACCUACGAAUAUCACAUAUAAUUCAUUGAUUCAUGCUUUAGAAGAAAUGGAAAAUCAUGGGUGUGUGCCUGAUUUGAUCACUUACAAUACAUUAAUUUAUGCCUGUGCAAUUAAUGGUGAUUUGGAAAUGGCUAGAAAUAUAUUAAUAAAUUUAAUUCAAAGUGCAAAAGAAAAUUCAUUAUUAAUACCUGAUGAUAUUACAUUUGUAAAUUUAUUAUGGACUUAUGCAUCCCACAUUAGUAUACCAAAACUUGGAAUAGAAUUAAAUGGUUGGAUGUUUUUAAUAUUAUUGUCUGGAUGUUAUCGACAUAAACAAUUGGAGAAAGCAUGGAAUCUAUGGAACAAUUGGAGUUGUUGGCAAGAAGCUGAAACUAGUAAGAUUUCAAAGAAAUUUGAUAAUGUUUAUCAACAAGAAAUUGAAUUAGAAAAGAUUGGACUUUCUAAGGAGUUAGAAUAUGAAAUUUAUAAAUUCAUGAUUAAUAUUUUAGCUAGAUGUAAUGAUAUUAAUACUAGUACAAUACUAUUGAAACAGUUAUCGAUAAGACAUGUAAUCAAAUUUCAAGAAAAUUGUAGAUUAUUAAUAGAUAGAAUUGAGGAAUCAAAACGGUUAUCAGAUUAUAACACUGCAAAAUUGUAUAGAGAAGAAGUGAUUAAAUUAAUAACAAAAAUACAUCCAAAGAAGAAAAAACCAUUACCAAAAUUACAAUCUAAAAAUGUACAAUAA